CUGCCUAUGAUAAGCUGCUGGCUUUAUGCCUUUAUAAGAUUGUGCGUUAGUAUUGGCAAUAGAAUUGACUCUUGCUUCUGGCUCCGAGCAGAUCUUGCACGCCUGUGGCGCCAUUGCCCAAUCAGCGCCCCCAAGCGGCCCCGCCGGAUGUCAGUGGCAGUCGGUGGCACCCGGGAUGCUUGUUAAUGCUUGUUUUCUCUUCUUGCUCUUUCCCCCUGCCUCUCUCCCUAUAUCUCGCCUAUGCUCCUAUCACCAUGGUCGUAUCACCUCUACGACUGACUUUGACGCACAAUUGCGGCAGUACCAGCAGUCUCCUUUCUCUCUUGCCCUGUCUUCUCUGAUUUACCCUGUUCUGCUUGUGAAAUUUUGUUGUGGCAAUUCGCAGGCGAAAUCGCAGACGGUUCCAUGUCACCAGGUCCGGAGAUUGCCAUUUCGGGAUCUAACGAGCCCCACAGAACCGCGCGCCAGGCCCAGCCAGCCGGUGCCGGCGCUUGCGGGGUGCAGCAACUGCCUGUGUUUUAGCCUUAGUUUUGCCCUGCCAGUUUUGAAAACCUUGACUUCUUGUAAUUGAUGAAGAGCGGCGAGGCAGCUAUUUCGCCACAUUCUACCCGCCAGAAUUUUCUCAUCCCAGCCAUCAAAUCACCCCGCCGCAUCCGGGCAAGUUUAACUGGGGCAUGAACCACGGACGUGCACUAUUAUCUAA
Talaromyces proteolyticus is the source of this 703-nucleotide messenger RNA. RefSeq lists its product as uncharacterized. The record is from RefSeq and is a predicted model, not a curated record. Bases 176 to 571 code for a protein of 131 amino acids. The transcript has a single exon. NCBI's taxonomy places the organism in Eukaryota, Fungi, Ascomycota, Eurotiomycetes, Eurotiales, Trichocomaceae.